CGACCAGAGCCAACAGAGCCAACGGAGCCAAACGUACCUACAGAGCCACAAGGCUUACUCGGUGGAUAAUGGGACACAUGAGUACUCCCAUACACACACUCACACAAAGGUGCUUUGAGGUGCUCUGCUGUCAGAGGCGUAGGCGCUAUGGCAAAUACCAAUCACAGGCACAUUCUCAGCGCCGCUCGUGUUGGCGGGAGGGAAUUGCUAAUCAGGACAUAGAGUGGUCCGAGUCAUAGCUGGAAAUCGGGGCCAUAUGAUAAAUGACAGUGCAGGCAAGGGGCGGCACUAGGCCUCACAAAAUUAGCAUAAUUUCUCUUUUUUAAUUGCCUGCCCCCUCCGAACAAAGUGUGCACUGAAAAAAAAUUUAAGUUGAAUAUUCAUAGGAACAUCCAAAUGUACAUCCAAAUUCGCUUUGUUCGAACUGCAGAUUCCAGUUUGUAUUGUGGAUAAAUAGCUGCCACAUUUCGAAGUUCAAUCAACAAUUCCUCUCACGUGUGAAAAUUAAAUCCUUCCACUUGAGGAAACUUUGAAGAUGUGGCUCAGAAAGUGGCUUUGUUUAGUGCUGCCGCUGCUGGUGCUGUUUGGGUGCUGCAUAGGCGUCCAACAACUGAUUGUGAGCAAUCCCUACAUGUCCUUCAUUACACACCUGAUCAGAUUUGAGAGCCAAGACAAUAUCAUUGUGUCGCCUGCCUCGUUCCACGACGGCCUAAUACACUUAUUAAUGGGCACAAGGGGUUCAAGUGCCGCCGAGAUGAUGGGAACGCUGCAGCUUAACGAACAGAAACUGAACGAGUAUCUGAAGAAGAACAUCUCCAGCAAAUAUAUCUAUAAUUCGACUCUAAAAAUGUUCAAUCAGUUGUACGUGGACCGCCGAAUGUGGCUGCUGGAUCGGUACAAGCAGGAUAUAAACAGGUAUUUCAAUACAAAAGUCGAGCAUAUGAGCUUCGGGAGCAUAGAUAACACCGUGGACACCAUCAACGGAUGGAUAGACAAGAAAACGGGGGAGAAAGUCAAAGAUAUGCUGGGCUGGGUUGAUCCCGAAUCACAAAUGGUGAUGGUCACUGCCCUAGACUUCUAUGGCGAGUGGGAGAAGCCCUUCGACCCGAACCAGACCACAAAGGAGGUCUUCGAAACUCAGCAACGAAACGGAGGAGACGACGCUCCCCCAUCCUUGGUGGACAUGAUGCACAUUAAGGAUAAGUUUUCCCAUGGAUACAUAGAAAAGCUCUGUGCCUAUGUGAUAUUCUUGCCCUACAAAAAGUCGAACCUUUCAAUGGUCGUACUGCUGCCGAGAGAUUCCAACGGCCUCUACUACAUUACCAGAAAUAUCCAUGAGAUAGACCUGCAAGAACUUGUGCCCACUGAACCACCAGCGGAAAUUGAACUCAGUUUUCCCAGAUUCAAAAUUGAAUACAGAUCGGAUGUGUCGAAUAUCAUCAAGUCCAUGGGUAUUCGCAAGAUAUUUUCGAAAAGCGCCAACUUCAGUGGCCUCACCCGACAGGAGGGUCUGCGCCUCAAUCAGUUUAUUCACAAAAUGCAUAUCCUGGUGGACGAAGGGGGCCACAAUGCGUCUGCCGCCUCGGCCUCUGUUCAGUUGAAAAAGAAAUUGGUCAAGAGAAGCGUCGCAGCUCAAAGUUUCACAGUCAAUCAUCCGUUUUUCUUUCUAAUCAAAGAUAAGAAGAGAAUAUAUGUGGCAGGAAUUGUUAAUAGAAUACCAUAAAUAUACCUUGAACACAAA
Molecule: messenger RNA, 1741 nt
Organism: Drosophila pseudoobscura
Lineage: Eukaryota; Metazoa; Arthropoda; Insecta; Diptera; Drosophilidae
Gene: Acp76A
Product: Accessory gland protein 76A
Exons: 3
Coding region: 536-1723 (395 amino acids)
Molecular function (GO): serine-type endopeptidase inhibitor activity
Source: RefSeq, a predicted model, not a curated record